AUGACCGCCAUUGUCACCGACCCCUCCCCCCCCUCCACCCUUCUACUCCAGCUGCAGGCUCUUUCCUCGUCAGGCGGGCACCUUGCCCAGAAGAAACUUGCAGGGCCCUCCUCGACUCCGCCGAACAAGAAGUCCCCCCUCCCCCCUGCCAAGUCUUCAUCAAUCCAGCGUCCGCUUCGAGAAAUAAGGCGUGUCGUCACCGCCAUUUAUAUCACGCAGCCCCGCCAGGGAAAGGAGCUGAACGCCCCGAGGCCAGCGCCGGCGAGCUUCACCGUUAUGGACAAGAUCUUCCUCCCUCUCAGGGGAGGGCUUGUGACGGGCUUGUCUCGGCACCCCGUUACCCGGGCGUUGGUGUUCGCCCUACCCGACAUGCAACUCUACGCCCCGUCUCAAGCAGAAGCGUACAUCCUCGAAGCGAUAGAAGUCCGUGGCACACUGGUUGAGUCGAGUUUCCCGGCCGAGGCACUGCAGGCCAAUUGUGUCUGA
Messenger RNA from Cryphonectria parasitica EP155, 486 nucleotides. RefSeq lists its product as uncharacterized. The transcript has 5 exons. Bases 1 to 486 code for a protein of 161 amino acids. The record is from RefSeq and is a predicted model, not a curated record. Lineage: Eukaryota; Fungi; Ascomycota; Sordariomycetes; Diaporthales; Cryphonectriaceae.